Messenger RNA from Hibiscus syriacus, 966 nucleotides. Its product is annotated as loganic acid O-methyltransferase-like. The record is from RefSeq and is a predicted model, not a curated record. The transcript has 2 exons. The coding region runs from base 1 to 966 and encodes 321 amino acids. Gene Ontology annotation, molecular function: S-adenosylmethionine-dependent methyltransferase activity. Gene Ontology annotation, biological process: methylation. Lineage: Eukaryota; Viridiplantae; Streptophyta; Magnoliopsida; Malvales; Malvaceae.
AUGGCAGAGGUUGAAUCUGGUCCAACUCUACUCAUCACCGGUGGCGACGGUGAAAGUGAAAGGCGGCCACGUCCAGAUUCACUUCAUGUCAACGGUGGCGAUGGCGCUUACAGCUAUACCAGAAACUCCUAUUUUCUGAUUUGGGGUGUGCUGUUGGUCCGAAUACCCACAAACACCAUGCAACAUAUCAUACACUUUAUACAACAAAAGUACAGCCUCCAAUGCCCAAAAUCCGACAAAACACUAGAAUUCUUAGUGUUUUUUAACGAACAACCGUCCAACGAUUUCAACACACUCUUCAAAUCUCUCCCUCGGGAAAUACCCUACUUCGCGGCCGGUGUCCCGGGCUCGUUUCACUGCCGGUUAUUCCCGGCAUCCUCAAUCCACUUCGCGCACUGCUGGCACGCUGUCCAUUGGCUUUCCAAGGAACCAGAAGAACUGCUAGACAAAAACUCAAGUGCAUGGAACAAAGGGAGGAUACACUACACUAAUGCUUCCGACGAAGUAGUCCGAGCUUACGCAGCUCAAUUCGCCAAGGACAUGGAUGACUUUUUGUGUGCGAGAGCAACGGAAAUCGUCAGUGGCGGCAUGAUGGUCAUCAGCAUGCUGGGUAUUCCCAAUGAAAUGCCUUAUUCCCAAUUGGCCGAAAGUGUAAUGUUCGAGUUCCCGAUAUACACCCCGUCGCUGGAGGAUAUGGCGGAGACGGUGGAGAAAAAUGGGCAGUUCAGCAUUGAGAUUUUGGAGUUAAUCAACUCAGCUUCUUUAACAAAUGGCCGAGUUGAUAUAAAAGCUUGGGUCGUUCAUGUUAGGGCAGCAAUGGAAGGAAUGUUCAUCCAAAACUUUAGCAGUGAUAUUGACGAUGAAAUGUUUGAUCGUUUGACCAAAAAACUCUUCAUGUUUUCUGAACGAGUGGACUCGGGGUACAAGGAUCGAAAUCAGCUCCUAGUUGUUUUAAUCCGAAAAUAA